AUGAAGUUCACUUCACUUUUCUCGGUUGCCCUUCUCGCUGGCGGAGCAGUGGCACAACUUGGAAUGUACGAUGUUGAUGAGCUUGCCACUCGUGAAUUUGACGAAGAGCUUGAACUCCGUGAAUUCGACGACGCGCUUGAACUCUCUGCUCGUGAAUUGCGCGAAGGCCUCGUUCUUCGUGCCCUCUACCAUGUCAAGCGUCAAGCCGAGGAUCAUGCUGACUUGAUUGCACGAGCUGUUGACAACAUCGACAACGUCCUUUACCGCCGCUGGGGCUCUGGAAAAUAUGUGAUCGAUGACAACACCUACCAUCGUGAUGUGAAGCCCAAGAUCCUCGCUGAGAUGAAGAAGAUAAAAGGAUUCGAGAGCAAGUGCGGUCACAACCCCGACUUCCAUGUCGAGCGCGACGGAACCGUCUACCCGAGCUCUAGGACAGAUAAGAAGGGACUAUGCUCCAAGAAAACCUUCAGCGUCAAUAUGCACGAUCUACUCAUGAGCUACGUCCAGCGCAGCCGGUCACCAUCACCGUCCGGACGCAAACGCGAUCUCGAGGACAUCGAGGACCUUGAUUAA
This is a messenger RNA of Cyclocybe aegerita, 573 nucleotides long. The record is from the annotation of a GenBank genome assembly. NCBI's taxonomy places the organism in Eukaryota, Fungi, Basidiomycota, Agaricomycetes, Agaricales, Hemipholiotaceae.